GUGACGCAGCGCGCGACUCGCCCCUGCUUUUCAGUGCAGGAAACCCCGAACUCGCGGAGCUGCCAACGCCCGGGCGCAGAGAAAUAAACAGAAAGGAUACGAUCUUGAAUGAGAACAGUGGAUUUAUAAAAGCACAGCUAUGCAGACGAUCAAGUGUGUUGUUGUUGGCGAUGGUGCCGUGGGUAAAACCUGUCUAUUAAUCUCCUAUACAACUAAUAAAUUCCCUUCUGAAUAUGUACCAACGGUAUUUGAUAACUAUGCAGUUACGGUUAUGAUCGGUGGUGAGCCGUACACUCUUGGACUGUUUGACACUGCAGGUCAGGAAGAUUAUGAUAGAUUACGACCCUUGAGCUACCCUCAGACAGAUGUCUUCUUAGUCUGUUUCUCAGUUGUUUCACCUUCUUCGUUUGAAAAUGUCAAAGAAAAGUGGGUACCUGAGAUCACCCACCACUGUCCAAAGACCCCCUUCCUGCUGGUGGGCACACAGAUUGAUCUAAGAGACGAUCCCUCGACCAUUGAGAAGCUUGCCAAGAACAAACAGAAACCCAUCACUCCGGAGACAGCAGAGAAGCUGGCUCGUGAUUUGAAGGCCGUCAAAUAUGUGGAGUGCUCCGCUCUGACGCAGAAAGGACUAAAGAACGUAUUUGACGAGGCGAUUUUGGCAGCCCUGGAGCCUCCAGAGCCCAAGAAGAAGCGCAAAUGUGUGCUGCUAUGAGCUUUCUAUUCCCAUCACCCCCUCCCUGUCCCCUCUGUGCUCUGCUAAGGCUGGUCCACAGCUUUACACUUUAAAAGCAAUGUGUAAAAAAAACGUGAUUUUGAAUAUUUGCUCUGCAAUAAAGAUAUAAAGAGUAUCCAACCAUAUAGACAUGCACACAUAAAUGUAAACACACACACACACAUGCCCGAUUAAUAUAAAACAAAACCUAGAGGGCCUUCAUUAGUUUGAUCUCUGGCUCUUACUUCUGUACUUCACGGUGAGAUGCAGCUGAAUUUUGUCGUGUAAGUGGGUGAAUUUUAUAGUAACGCUUCGCAGAUGAGUCUUGUGUAGUUUUAGGUCGUAUCUGUUUCCAUUAAACAGUUGUCAAACGACCAUUAUUCUGACCUGAGCAAAUAAUACAAUUUUAACAUUACAAUAAGUUACUGUAUUUUGAAGCGCGCACUAAGGUCGCCUGUAAUCCCCGUCUCACAAUAUCACCUGAAGUGCUUAGAAAUAAUAGCUCCUUUUUCUUUGCCAAUAUUCCCAUUUAAUAGUCAUCUGAGACAGCGGCCCUGUAUAUGGCUCUGUUGUAUUUGGUGGAUAACUAUACUCCUCACAGUGAUUGGUUUAUCUCAAGCAGGGAACUUUCUAACAGUGUUAGCAGAACAUGUGGCGUGUUCUAAUGUGUCGCCAGGGACCAUGGAAUUGAUAUUUCCAAAACUUGUGAUGCAUGUAGGUAAUCCUCCAGGUUCCUUUGGAUAGGUUAACAUUUAAUUAAUAAUAAUGUAAGCUGACAAAUUAUUGUGGGCUGCAUUUGUUUUUACCAAAUGUCUUCGUUGUUUGUUUUUGUUGUCGUAAUUUUUUAUUUCGUUUUAUUUUUCUUUGAUAAAGGUUUACUCCUUUAAGUUGUUUAAUGGCUGGAUCCCAGCAAUUUUCUGAUCCACCUGUGUUUUUAGGGAAGUAAACCUAGUAGGAAUCCAGUAUAUGCUAACUUCUCUGAAAAACAGUCAUUUCUCUAUUGAACCAAGUGUGUAGUAGUGCAACGCAGGUGGAUCAGAGGUUUUUGAUUUCCAGUCUUCCCCUCUUUCUAGUUUUUGUUUUUAUUUUUGUUUGGUGUAAACCAAAUGCUCUGUAUGAAGUCUCUCCUUUGUACUGUAUAUGCAUUCUUUUGAGAAAAAAUAUUAAACUUAUACCUUAAUUGCCUUUGA
Molecule: messenger RNA, 1905 nt
Organism: Paramisgurnus dabryanus
Lineage: Eukaryota; Metazoa; Chordata; Actinopteri; Cypriniformes; Cobitidae
Gene: cdc42
Product: cell division cycle 42
Biological process (GO): small GTPase-mediated signal transduction
Molecular function (GO): GTP binding; GTPase activity
Source: RefSeq, a predicted model, not a curated record